UAUUGAUAAAACUGUUACCCACUCAUAACACAAAUGACUACUGAAUCCAUUCAAAGCUUUCAAAAUUAAAUGAUACGGUUCUGUAACUUGACACAAAAUAUGUAUUCGUUCAAACAAUGAAUGCAAUCAGUCGUUCAACGGCAAGUUGUGAUAAAUUGACAAUAACAAGUUCAGGCUUCAAUUAUCUAUCGACCUCAAGUAUUUAGAAUUGAAUUUCGAAAUGUUUAAGUGUUCUUUAUGACUCUAUAUCAAAAAGUAUUCAAUAGAGGCGACGAAUGGAUUUGAAACAACACGAACUUUGGUAAAUAGUAAUACUGAUUACUGGUAUGCAAUCGCCUGUCCUGGAGAUGGAGUCAAGAAAGAAAAAAUUCAAUGCCAAUCCCAGAGAAACGGCUAGUUUUUGGUCCAUCAUAUCAUUCAGAUUCACUUUACCUAUCUUCAAUAAAGGUUCAAGAAAAUCCCUGAGCAAUGAUGAUUUAUACAGUCCACUCAGUUGCGACCGAAGUGCAGUUCUGUCAAAUAGACUUCAACGAAACCGGAUACAGGAAACUAGUGUAACUCGAAACAAUUCGAAACCAACAUGUAGCUUACUUGUUGCUCUUUUUCGAACAUUCUGGUUGGAGUAUGCAAAACUGGGAAUACUUGCUGGAAUUUGUGACGUGUUCAUCCGCAUCAGCCAGCCGUUUCUUCUUGGUUUGAUGUUGGGAUAUUAUAAUCCUAAUAACUCCCUCACUAAAUAUGAUGCCUAUUUUUAUGCAACAGGAAUAGUAUUACUGAGAAUUAGUUAUUUGUUUUUUGAUGGACAGUACAAAAUGUAUGGAUCUCAUAUCGGGAUGAAAGUCAGAAUUGCAGUUGGAUCCCUCAUAUAUCAGAAGGCCUUGAAACUGAACAAAUCUUCCAUGGGUCAUAAUCCAGUUGGCAAAAUCGUCAACCUUUUGUCUAACGAUGUUUCACGAUUUGAUUCAGCUUCUCUCAUUCUUCAUGAUAUAUGGAUCUGUCCAGUUUCAGCAAUAAUAAUAAUCAGUCUCAUAUUUAAGGAAGUUGGAUAUGCUGGUAUCGCGGGAGUACUAGCCAUCACAGUAAUAGUACCAAUACAAG
Molecule: messenger RNA, 1098 nt
Organism: Leptinotarsa decemlineata (Colorado potato beetle)
Lineage: Eukaryota; Metazoa; Arthropoda; Insecta; Coleoptera; Chrysomelidae
Product: ATP-binding cassette sub-family C member 4
Biological process (GO): transmembrane transport
Cellular component (GO): membrane
Molecular function (GO): ATP hydrolysis activity; ATP binding; ABC-type transporter activity
Source: RefSeq, a predicted model, not a curated record